Messenger RNA from Lytechinus pictus (painted urchin), 5218 nucleotides. RefSeq names its product fumarate hydratase class I, aerobic-like. The coding region runs from base 329 to 2029 and encodes 566 amino acids. The transcript is spliced from 11 exons. Gene Ontology annotation, molecular function: fumarate hydratase activity. The record is from RefSeq and is a predicted model, not a curated record. Gene Ontology annotation, biological process: generation of precursor metabolites and energy. Lineage: Eukaryota; Metazoa; Echinodermata; Echinoidea; Temnopleuroida; Toxopneustidae.
AGCCGACGAAGAAGAACUGCUGAAGAAAAGGUUAGAUCUAUUUUUGCUACGUAUAUUUUACUUAGUUAAUAAUCUCAUUUCAUUCAAUAAGCCGUAAAUUUCCAAGAACUAGUUGGUAGUGUCCCCUGGAUGUAUGUAAUGACUAGAGUAUGAGUAGAUCGAUGAGAGCAAAUUCUAAGUAAACAGACUCUAACAGAAGUUCGUCUAAAAAUAAAUCCUUCGCAUUCCCACACGGUAAUUUUGGUGUUGGACUACCGCCGUACCUCAACUUCUCAAGUGAUGUUCGAAACUUUAGGCUCCACUCACACGUAUUGCGAGGGUCGUAAAAAUGCUGUGCUCGAGGUUCCUGAGAAGUUCCUCUUCGUUGAGGCAUGGGCUUGUGAGAGGUAAGGCCUCUGUAGCAACUCCAAAACCUUUCAUCUACCAGGAUGUGUUUAAGCCUGAUCAUGCCCAUGAUACACCAUUCAAAAAGCUCACUGGUGAUUUUGUUUCUACGGUUGAAGUGGAAGGAAGACAGAUUCUGAGGGUUAAACCAGAAGCACUUACAAUGCUCGCAUCCCAAGCAAUGAUUGACAUUGCCCACCUGCUGAGGCCAAAGCAUUUACAACAAUUGAGAAACAUCCUUGAUGAUCCAGAAGCAUCAAGUAAUGAUCGCUUUGUUGCCUUGGAACUUCUGAAGAACGCUAACAUUGCAUCAGGAAUGGUAUUACCGGGCUGCCAAGAUACAGGAACUGCCAUUAUUAUUGGAAAAAGAGGUCAGAAUGUAUGGACUGAUGAAAAUGAUGAAACACAUUUAUCUAAAGGCGUCUAUGAUACGUAUACUCAAAAGAAUCUCAGAUAUUCACAGGUAUCACCUCUUGAUAUGUUCAAGGAAGCGAAUACGGGCACCAACCUUCCCGCACAGAUAGAACUUUAUGCAGCCCCAGGAAAUGAAUAUCACUUUCUCUUCAUCGCUAAGGGCGGAGGUUCGGCCAAUAAAACGUUUCUUUACCAGCAGACGAAGGCUCUUCUAAAUCCAGAGAAACUCAUGGCUUUCGUCAACGAGAAAAUCAAGACCAUAGGUACAGCUGCUUGUCCUCCAUACCAUCUAUCUUUCGUCGUCGGGGGAUUAUCCGCAGAGAUGACUCUUAAGACUGUUAAAAUGGCUUCUACUAAGUACUAUGACAACCUACCCACUACCGGUAAUGCGCAUGGCAGAGCGUUCAGAGAUGUGGAGCUGGAGAAACAAAUCCAUGAGUUGUCUCAGCAGCUAGGUAUAGGAGCUCAGUUUGGUGGGAAAUACUUCUGUCAUGAUGUAAGAGUCAUUCGUCUACCAAGGCAUGGUGCAUCGUGUCCUGUAGGUCUAGGAGUUUCCUGCUCUGCAGACAGACAGGCCAUUGGUAAGAUAACAGCGGAAGGUGUCUUCUUGGAGCAGCUUGAAACCAACCCUAUCAAGUACUUACCUGAGGUCCAGGAAGAUGACCUGAGCGGUGAUGUCAUCAAGGUCAAUCUUAACCAACCAAUGGAUGAUAUCCUCGUAACGCUGACCAAGCACCCCAUCAGGACAAGGGUUAGCCUGACCGGAACGUUGGUGGUGGCCAGGGACAUCGCCCAUGCCAAGCUCCAGGAGCGGUUGGAUGCUGGUGAAGGGCUUCCUCAGUACAUGAAGGAUCAUCCAGUCUACUAUGCAGGACCUGCAAAGACUCCAGAGGGUUAUGCGUCUGGAUCUUUUGGACCUACAACAGCAGGAAGAAUGGACUCUUAUGUCAACUCGUUCCAGGCAGCUGGAGGGUCAAAGGUCAUGUUAGCCAAGGGGAACCGAAGUAAAGAUGUCACCAAGGCAUGUAAGACUCAUGGUGGUUUCUACCUCGGCUCUAUCGGUGGUCCGGCAGCCAUCUUAGCUCAGAACUGUAUCAAGAAAGUUGAGGUAUUGGAGUAUGAGGAACUAGGCAUGGAGGCUAUCUGGAGAGUCGAGGUGGAGGACUUCCCGGCUUUUAUCGUGGUCGAUGACAAGGGGAAUGAUUUCUUUAAGCAGUGGCAGGUGGAAUGAUUGAUACCAUUGAGGGUUCAAGAACUCAAGAACUGUAGACUGAUUUUUCCAUCAUGGCUGGGUUUGUCCUUGAACAUAACAAACGUUGAUUCAGUGUCCAUUGCUCUGCAAUCAUCCCGACUUGAGUACAGCUGGCAUGAAUAUGGUGCUUUAUUAUUUUUAGAAACUAGAUUAAAGCAUGGUUGUUCCUACAUAUAUGAUGAAACAAAAACUUGUCGUUGUCAAAAUUCUCCCCACUUUUAAGUCCUAGAUUUUUAGCAUGUAUUGUGAUUGUUAAAUCCGAAUAAAUACCCUAUAUUAUGCUUAUUUGUUUCAUAAUGAAAAAUGCAGUUCACUUUUAGUUUGGUCAGUUAGAUACUUAUUGCCCUCCCUUCGUGCAGACAGUCAAAGACAUGGUAGUGAUUACCUCACAUGUUCCAGGCUUGGUCAGUUAGCAUUCAAUCGCUUGUAAUGCUUUUCAUUAACUGUCCGACACUUAUAUGACACGCAUGUGUUGAUAGUGUCGUUAAUUUUUUAAUUAAUCAAUUCAUAUGAUCAGCUGUUUGAUUGAUUCUCAAAAUUCGAAACAUUGGGCAAGAAAACAUGGCAUUUAUCAUAAGACUGUCCUUGUUUCAAACUCAAGUCGAUCGUUCCAAAAUAGUCCUCCUUUCUUUCUUGACUUCUCAAUCAACCCAUCGCCUUCUGGAACUGGGUGAUCCCUCUACAAAUCUUAUGGGAUUUGCAGAAUUCAGUAGUCAACAAGUUAAGUGCCUCUUUAAUUCUAAUAAACUUUGGUAGACUGAUAGGUACAAAAUAACAGGUGAUGACCCUGGUCUAGAAAUGGUCAAACAUUCAAAUUAUAUAUUUUGCCUUCAGUGUAUUGUAUUUAAUCAUCCAGUUAUACUGUUGUAAGAUGUUUUGAUGUAAGUUUGAUAUUUUACCAUACACUGUAUCUGCCAGUUAUGCUAGAUGGGAGUUGUCAAAGCUGUUCUGCAGCUCUGGGAAGCUUUUUUUAAACCUACAUGUAUCAAACAUGAUAUCAUUUGAGGUUAAGUAUGACACACAUUUUCCACUCACCCCAUCCCUAGCUCAAGCAUAGGGGUCAAUGGGUUAAAAACCCACACUUACCAUUCCGUGUGUGGAGGUUCAUAGAGCAAGGGCAUUGUAUCACAAAUUGAUCUUAGGGGCAUUUUAAGCAAACUCCCAUCAUUUGUUGUUGUAGAGAUGAAUCAUACACACAAUGAAAAGUGUGUAAAAUUGUGCCGUGUAAUGUCAGUUACCGUGAAAAUGCCCUUAGGCAAAUUUUAUUGAUUGAUUGCAUUGACCAUUGUUUACUGUCAAUUGUGAAAGUCGACUGUAUGAUCAACCUCUGACCAUUGUGUCACAGGAUCCAGAAGUUCGCUUAACCAGUUGGCUACUGAAUUCAGAGAUUCUCAUAGACUUUGUAGGGGGACUGCUUGGUUCCAGUAGGUAAUGGGUGAACCUGUUGAUUACUGAGAUUCCCAUAUUGCACAAGUAUCACUCGGUUCUAGUCAGCAAUGGGUUAACCUGUUGACUACUGAAUUGUUUGAUUCAGAUAGGCUUUGUACAGGGAUCAUCCUCUUCCAGUAGGCAAUGGGUUAACCUGUUGACUUCUGAAUUCUGAGACUCCCAUAGACUUUGAACACAUAUCACCCAGUUCCAGUAAGCAAUGGGUUAACCGGUUGACAACUGAUUUCUGUGAUUCCAAUAGACUUUGCACAUGUAUCACCCGGUUCCAGUAAGCAUUUGGUUAACCUGUUGACAAUUGAAUUCAGAGAUUCCAAUAGACUUUGCACAAGGAUCAUUUGGUUCCAGUAUACAAUGGCACAUAUUCAUUACUCAGGUUUAAUUUGAACUCUGAUCUAAAGUUGUGGUUCAACUAUAGAAAGCCAAUUGUGACAUAAAUCUCUAACAGUAAAGGUUCAACUUAUCAGCUCGUUUGACACCCAAAUCAUUCAUAGCAGUGUGGAAAGGAUAGAUAAGAUAGUUUUUUCAGUAUUACAGAAUGAGGAAAGAGCUUAGUAAACAUAAGAAACAUACAAUGUAAACAAAAUUUUGACAUUUAUGGCUUCCCAUAAUUUUAGCACAGAGUUAGACCAUGGUUUAAGGGUUAAACCAGGUUUCAGAAUAGGAGCCAAUGGGUUUAAUGGAACAACCAAUGAAUAGAGAGGCUGAAGUUUCCAGUCUCUGCUUAUACUGUAUCUAUUCAAGCCAAGGUCAUAUAUCUUUUUGUAUAUCCUUAUUUCUUCAUUCAUUCUAUUAUACACAGUUAAGUCUGCUUCCAAAUUCAAUAUUCCAUACAUAAAAUGAUUGUCUUUUGUCAAUUAUAAAAACAAACAAACAAAAAACAGACCAGACCGGAGUAUGCAAAAUGCAUCUCUGUAAUUCACCUAAUUUGUAUUUCACUGAAGUAAACUUAUUUCUGUACUCAUAAGCAAUUGGACUUGGGCAAAGUCAAUAAUCUGACACACAAAAGUAACCAUUACGAUGACAACUUCUUGCCUUAAUUUUGAUUGGCUGUUGAACAUUGUAACCAUGGUAGUUACCAAUAGAUGGCAAAGUUCUAUCAAAGUAACUUUUUUGCAGAAGGGCCCUUUACUGAGGUUCCACUGAUCAGCAUUGCUCUCAAAUGAUCUUGUGAAAUGAACAACCAUGUACUCUGCUCAUCAGCUAGUAUAUCAAGGGGAGAGUAAGUUUUUGCAGCCAUGGUCACACUCUGCUGGCCUUUGCCUUGGUCAAAGUCUGAGUCACGUGACCUGGGGGCCGUUUCAUAAAACUUGUUAUAUAAACAAAUUUGCAAUAACUUUUAAAAACUAUCAAAAUCCUUCAAUCCGAUCGGCUGAUGGUACAUUUGUUAUAGAAAUUGUGCAUUUGUUAUUAUAACAAGUGUUUAUGAAACGGUUCAAAUAUUGAUGGAAGAUAUUUUUACUGAGUAGCCCUUCAGCUCUGUGCUGUCAGGUUUGAUUUUAUACCUGGGGAGCCUUUCAUGAAACAAAUAGUCAUUGAUUUUGCUAUUGUUAUAAGCUACUGCAAAUCCUUUCAUCUGAUUGGUAGAGAGCAAUGGUCAUUGAAAAUCUCUGACUGAACUUUUCAUGAAAUGCUCCGUGAUAUCAUUACAUGAAUUUAAUUUAUGUAAAUUUGUAUAGAGAGAUAUUCUAAAGAAUACAUUACAAAUUAUUUGACAUUUUA